AUGGUGACCAAGGAGCAGUACCAGGACCUGCUGACCAGGUUCCAGGAACUGCAAGCCAUCCUUGAGAGCAAAAUCCAAAACCCACCACCUGCACCCACACCCGCGCCCACACCCACACCCAAACCCAAACCCAAAGCACCCAAGGUCACCCCACCCACUGCCUUUGCUGGUGCAAGCAAGGAAUGCGGGAUCUACUUCCAUGUCCGCACAGCAGAGUUCCCUGACACUCUGUCCCAGAUCCUCUUCGUCUUAUCGUACAUGAAAGGAGGAGCCAUGGGAGCAUGGGUGACACAGCACAUGAUCAUGCUGCUGAUGGUGGGAUCCCCUGCAAUCACUAUGGAUGAAUUCAUGGCAGAGCUCAAUGCCAUGUUCCAAGACCCCAACCGCGAAGCCACCACCCAACACAAGCUCGUCACCUUGCAGCAAGGUAAUGACUCCAUGGAUAGGAUCAUCCAGGAGUUUGAGAUCCAUGGCCCCCCCUCACAGCUAGGUGAUCACCUGGACCACAGCACAGUAUCGGCACUGUUGCCACUAUCCUUUCUUUCUCCCUCAUUCCGACCUGAUCCAGAUGCUACCCCCAGGUCCCUAUUAUAUGUCUGGGCAGCUCUCGUGCCUGGUUACACCGCAUUACCAUCCCUCACUGCGGUCACCAUUUCAGCACUGUUAGACUCUGGUGUGACUGGGAACUUCAUAAGCCCAGACUUCAUCCAGAAACACAGGCUUGAGACAACCCCACUCCCCCAGCCCAUCCCAGUGUGCAAUGUAGAUGGAACACCAAACAAGAAUGGGGCCAUCACUGAAGAGCUGGAAGCCCUGUUGACAUUUGGCCAACACACAGAGUGGGCCCGCUUUGCUGUGAGGUCAACUGGGCAUGGCAGAAGGUCAUCAUGUCUCGUUGCCCCUCCUCCUGCUGGUCGCUGCAAGCAACCCCCAAGCAGACCCCUGAAGUGGAGCCUGGGGAUGGGAUCUACAUGCCAUAAUCCUGCCACAGUGGGGACACGACCUGAGGGUGACAACCACGCCAUCCCAACACCUAGCAGAGGAAGCCCAAGACAUGGAGGUGAAACUGCUGAUGCUGGAAGAGCUGGUGCCUGA
Molecule: messenger RNA, 1095 nt
Organism: Cantharellus anzutake
Lineage: Eukaryota; Fungi; Basidiomycota; Agaricomycetes; Cantharellales; Hydnaceae
Exons: 3
Coding region: 1-1095 (364 amino acids)
Source: RefSeq, a predicted model, not a curated record